AUGUGCAGAAGGCAUUUGGGGCGACUUUUGGCCGAAGUAAUGAACCAGUACGGCCAACUGACCCAACGAUUCGCACGCAGUCCUGGGGGCCCUGCAGCUGCAGGGCCCCCAGACUGCAGUCGAGUCCAGAGGUCGGCAAAUCCGCAGCCGGCAAUACGCCUGCCCCCCGCCACUCCCAAUGCCACCGCCAACCCGCAACGGAAGCGCACCAAGUCCACCAAUAAGAUCGAUGCCGUUGGUGUCCCCCCGGGGUUUGAGCGGCCUCAUAAUCCCAACGAGGACAUUGUUUGGCUGACUGACGCUUGUGGUGGUGAUUUCAAGAGCUGGGCCUAUGCACUCCAGGGCUCGACGACGGUCAUCUGCUUUUUUUGUGACACACAUAAGGAGAGUAACGCCACCAUUUCCCACACGAACUGGGAUCGCUCAGCUUACACCCGGCACGAGGCCUCCUACUCCCACAAAGCGGCUGUAGACCAGUACACGCAAGAUCCGCAGCAACAGCAAACUGACAAGCACCUGGCCAUGACCGAGGUUGCCGACAAUCCCUUGUUGGCUCUGUUUUGUGGUGCAUACAUGGUCCUGUACCAAGCCAUGCCUUUCACUCACUUCCCAACGAUCUGUGAAUACAUGGACUGGCUUAAAGUACCAAACAUCACCGGCUUAAGUUCAACGAGGGUCUUUUUGUGA
Volvox carteri f. nagariensis is the source of this 687-nucleotide messenger RNA. RefSeq lists its product as uncharacterized. Lineage: Eukaryota; Viridiplantae; Chlorophyta; Chlorophyceae; Chlamydomonadales; Volvocaceae. The coding region runs from base 1 to 687 and encodes 228 amino acids. The record is from RefSeq and is a predicted model, not a curated record. The transcript is spliced from 2 exons.